Messenger RNA from Ochotona curzoniae (black-lipped pika), 2121 nucleotides. RefSeq names its product ubiquilin 3 (gene UBQLN3). NCBI's taxonomy places the organism in Eukaryota, Metazoa, Chordata, Mammalia, Lagomorpha, Ochotonidae. The transcript has a single exon. The coding region runs from base 37 to 2025 and encodes 662 amino acids. Gene Ontology annotation, biological process: ubiquitin-dependent protein catabolic process. The record is from RefSeq and is a predicted model, not a curated record. Gene Ontology annotation, cellular component: cytosol. Gene Ontology annotation, molecular function: polyubiquitin modification-dependent protein binding.
UGUGUCCCCAUAGACCUGGGUCUCCUGCUACUCACCAUGGCCAAAAGUGGAGAGGCCCUGCCACAGGGCAAUCCAGUACCAGUCCAGGAUCCCCACCUCAUCAAGGUGACAGUGAAGACGCCCAAGGACAAGGAGGAUUUCUCAGUUACAGACACAUGCACCAUCCAGCAGCUGAAGGAAGAGAUAUCUCAGCGUUUUAAGGCCCACCCUGAUCAGCUGGUACUCAUUUUUGCUGGCAAAAUCCUCAAGGACCCCGAUUCACUGGCACAGUGUGGAGUGCGAGAUGGCCUCACUGUUCAUCUGGUCAUCAAGAUGCAACGCCGCACCAUGGGAACUGAGGGCUCAACUUCUUCAGUCCAGACCCCUGACCCCAGUCCCGGAUCACUUCCAACACCAAGCCCAAUGUACUCAGCAGACGGACCUCCGACUUUCAACUUAGGUGUCCUUACAGGCCUCAGUGGGCUGGGCCUGGGAUCCGGGAACUUUACUGACCAGGCAAACUCACUGAUGUGGCAGCAUGUAUCUGUGCCUGACUUUGUGGCUCAGCUCAUUGAGGAUCCCUUUAUCCAGGGUUUGUUGUCCAACACAGGUCUAGUGCGCCAGCUGGUUCUUGACAAUCCCCAUAUGCAGCAGUUGAUCCAACAAAACCCUGAGAUUGGGCAUAUACUCAACAACCCUGAAAUAAUGCGGCAGACACUAGAGUUUCUACGUAACCCUGCCAUGAUGCAGGAGAUGAUGCGUAGCCAGGAUCGGGCGCUAAGUAAUCUGGAAAGCAUCCCUGGUGGCUACAAUGUGCUGCGUACCAUGUAUACUGAUAUUAUGGACCCAAUGCUAAAUGCAGUACAGGAGCAGUUUGGUGGCAAUCCUUUUGCCACAUCCACUACCAGCGCAACCGCCACCAGUAGCCUACCUUCAAGGACGGAGAAUUGUGAUCCUCUCCCCAACCCCUGGACUUCCACAUAUGGAGGCUCAGGUGGCAGGCAAAGAAGGCAGCCUGGGGAUCAGGAUAUAUCGCAAAUUAGAAAUAGAAUUCCAAACUUUCUGGCUAAUUUAGGGCUCUAUGAGUAUCUCCAGCAAUUGUAUGAUAACUCCCAGUCCUUAGGAACCUAUCUGCAGGGAACUGGAACCACCCUCAAUCCAAAUCUGCAACUACCACCACCACCAUCAGCGCCACCACCACCAGGAAAUAGAGUUCCCCCAGCUUCAGCCUCAUCUCAGGAAACUAGGUCAGGCCAGCAGCUCCCCAGGGAGUCAGUAUCCAUCAAGGGAAAGACUUCCUGUCCAGCGUUUCUGAAAUGCCCUACAGGAAGCGGCACUGGAAAAGAUGGAGGCCACGAUGGGUCAGGGAAAGGCUCUAAUGGCCACAACACUAGCAUGCGUGAUCUUGUCUCUGGGCUGGGGGAUUCUGCCAACAGGACCCCAUAUGUUGCUUCACAACCUUCCUCCAUGGCACCCGCUCCUGGAGGCCCUGACACUCCCUGGCUGCCACCACAGGCAUAUCCAAUACCUCUGAGGCCGGUUGGCAUGAAUCAGUUCUCACAAUAUCAGAACGAGAUGCAGCAGCAGUUGCCACUGCUAUUGCACCUUCAGUCUGCCAUGGCAAAUCCCCGUGCCAUGCAAGCUCUGCUGCAGAUUGAGCAGGGCCUGCAGAUCCUGGCUACUGAAGCACCUUGCCUUCUAUUUUGGUUCAUGCCUUGCCGGGGAGGGCUGGGGAAUGUAGCUGCAGGUGCAGAAACUAGAGAAGGUGCCCUUAUGACUGAAGACACCCAACCACCCCCGGCUCCUGAAGUUUCACCGACACAGUGCUCCUUGGAAGAGUUGGGCUUCCAUUCUACUUCCUUCCUCCAGACACUGCAAGCCCUGGCUAAUGCCAAUCCUCAGCAGCUGCAACCUGAGGCUCACUUUCGAGUGCAGCUCGAACAACUGCGGGCUAUGGGGUUUCUGAAUCCUGAAGCCAAUCUUCAGGCCCUCAUUGCUACAGGAGGUGAUGUGGAUGCUGCCGUGGAGAAGCUGAGGCAGUCAUAGGGACCCUAAUAAUCCAGACCAUAUCUUUUCCUUUGUGCCUUUUCCCCAAUAUCCUAUCACCCUUGUUCUCCUAUUCUUGAAUAUAGCUGCACUAUA